UUAUAGGGUCACACUAAUCAGUUGUUUUUUCACGGCAACGCCAUUUAUCGCUCGUUUUAAACGUUUUUUUUCGCGAAUAAAACAAAGCCCAGACCCCAGGAUGUUGGCCCUCAUCAAUAGGAUCCUCGACUGGUUCAAGAGCAUCUUCUGGAAAGAGGAGAUGGAGCUGACGCUGGUGGGGCUGCAGUUCUCGGGCAAAACGACGUUCGUCAAUGUUAUUGCAUCUGGCCAAUUUGCCGAGGACAUGAUACCCACAGUUGGCUUCAACAUGCGCAAAAUCACCAGGGGCAAUGUGACGAUCAAGGUGUGGGAUAUUGGCGGCCAGCCCCGAUUCCGCUCCAUGUGGGAGCGCUAUUGUCGCGGUGUUAAUGCGAUUGUCUACAUGGUGGAUGCUGCCGAUCUGGACAAAUUGGAGGCUUCGAGGAACGAGCUGCAUUCGCUGUUGGACAAACCGCAGCUCGCCGGCAUUCCAGUGCUCGUGUUGGGCAACAAACGUGAUCUUCCAGGCGCCCUCGAUGAAACCGGGCUCAUCGAACGCAUGAAUCUUUCAAGCAUACAGGACCGUGAAAUCUGCUGUUAUAGUAUUUCGUGUAAGGAGAAGGACAACAUUGACAUAACGCUGCAGUGGUUAAUUCAACAUUCGAAAAGCCAAAGUCGUUAGAUAACGAACACACAACCUCCCUACCCUCUACACACACAUACACACAAUACACACACACACACACACAUUUAGGCACUAUCUCACACAGAACAACUAUAUAUACACAUAUAUACUAAUAAUAAUUUGCAGAGUGAUGAAUAAUGAGCAAAGCCAGCAAUAAGCCAACUAUUUGGGGUAGAUCGGUUGAUAGAAUGUUUCCAAGUUCAAAAAGGGAAACUAAGAAAGACAACUAGAAUACACAGCGAGAAAUAACUAUAUGCCUUGAUGAUGAUCUGUUUGUACGUAUGUCUGUUUGUAUGUUUAUGUGUAAUUUCGCAGUGCAGAGUUUGGGUGCUCGAUUGUCUCGAAUUUGUAGACUCACAAAGGGAUGAUGCUUAAAUGAAUUCUGUGUACGUUGUAAGUUUUGUUAGUUAAUCUAUGACCCCACUACCACACACCCAAAACACACACACACGCAAACACACACAACCCCGAAGACAACAGCGUGUGUAUUUAGUACGACCAAGUAUCUCCAAUGGAAAUCUUUCGCUUUUGCCUCUACAAAUCUGUUGCCGUGUCCACGUUUAGUUAGUCUUAUGUUUAGUGUUUAUUGGUGUGAUUAUUAUAUACAUAAAUAUUAUUUUUAUCCUUUUUGUAUACAAUAUAUAA
Molecule: messenger RNA, 1309 nt
Organism: Drosophila kikkawai
Lineage: Eukaryota; Metazoa; Arthropoda; Insecta; Diptera; Drosophilidae
Gene: Arl8
Product: ADP-ribosylation factor-like protein 8
Biological process (GO): protein transport; anterograde axonal transport
Cellular component (GO): lysosomal membrane
Molecular function (GO): GTP binding; GTPase activity
Source: RefSeq, a predicted model, not a curated record